Molecule: messenger RNA, 973 nt
Organism: Ectocarpus siliculosus
Lineage: Eukaryota; Phaeophyceae; Ectocarpales; Ectocarpaceae
Source: the annotation of a GenBank genome assembly
UCUACUAACAUCUAUCGCUAGGACGACGAUGGCGCAAUUUGAUCCCAAGCUUAUUGUCUGCCAGAUAGUGGCGCUUCAAAGCUUCUACUAUGUUGCGAUGGGCGUCUUUCUCGGGAGCUUCAGGGCUGUUUUUGGGACACAGGUGGGGACACGAUUGAUAUUCUCAGGAGAGCUCGUGUCGUUGUCGACCACAGCAGGAUGGACAGCAAUUUGCUGUCAGGUUCUCACGGCGAUAUCAGGAGCACUUCUACUGCCUAUGAUCGUGGAGAGGGCCAAGAAAUGCUUGGACUUCACUUCGACCCUGUACAUAAUACACGUAGCAAUUUGCUCCUUUUAUGACGGAAUCCCCCACAAUUGGGAAUGGUGGAUACUCCAGAUGGCGUCGUUGGCGCUGAUGGUAGUCUUAGGUGAAUAUGCUUGUUCCCGGCGGGAGUUACGAGAUAUUCCUCUGUUCUCUCCGUUGCCAACUCAAGUAUGACAUGACGCGGCAGGGCUGCAAGUGUUUCGUAGCACUACUCUCGUUGCUGCACAGGCAGAGCAUCCUCUUGCUCGGACAAGGAGUGCUGAUUUUUUUGUUGGGUGAGGAGUCGAGAACACCAGCAAAACUUCUUCGUUGGUGAUUGUGUAGUUGUGGCUUGGAGGAUGCCGAUACCUUGGGGUUGCUCUAAAUCUGUGAACAGAGUAGUGCUGCCCCUUUUUCCCGCCUUUGUGCCUUAACGUUCAUGCGCUUCGUGGGCGUAUUUCGUCCCGUUCCAUGUCGACUAUUUCGUGUUUGACCUCUUGUGCCUGGGGAUAGUGUUGAGGGUGAAGGGUGACGGGCUCGUGUACAUCAUGUGUUUGGAAGUACCCAAAUGACUUCGUUUAUUUAGGUUGUGUGCGCGUUCUAUCUAGGUGGGAGUGGUAUCGUGUAUAUUCUGUAACCAGUGUUUUUUGUUGUUCUGUACGCGGCUAGCUGAUGGCCACUCAUGACGUC